Cryptomeria japonica (Japanese cedar) is the source of this 489-nucleotide messenger RNA. RefSeq lists its product as uncharacterized. The coding region runs from base 1 to 489 and encodes 162 amino acids. The record is from RefSeq and is a predicted model, not a curated record. Lineage: Eukaryota; Viridiplantae; Streptophyta; Pinopsida; Cupressales; Cupressaceae. The transcript has a single exon.
AUGGGCAUCAAUGGACCUAGUAGAUGCAUUUUAUGUCAAGAGCAAGAAGAGACUGUGAAUCAUCUACUUCUCCACUGCAAGUUCUCCAGUCACUAUUGGUGGCAUUUCAUGAGAAAAUUGAGAAUAUUUGGCCCCUUCCCAUCAGGGCUAGAUGAGUGGUUUCUGGAAUGGUCUAAACUAGAAGGAAAUGCUAUAUUUGCUGAUUUACUUUAUAUUUUACCAUCUCUUCUGAUGUGGGAAAUUUGGAAAGAAAAGAAUCGUAGAAUUUUCCAGGGUAAAGAGAUGAGCUUAAUGACUCUAUGUGGGAAAAUUGAGAACCAUUUGUCUAAGCUCCUGAAUGAGGCUGCUGAAUCCAAAUCAUUAAAUAAAAAAAUAUAUACAGACUGGGAUUGGAAGAUUAAGCUGGCACUUCCAAAUCUGCUUAUUCCAUUGCUUUUUGGCAAGGGAUCCCCAGUGGAUCGAGUCAAUCCAAGAUUGGGUGUUAAAUGA